This is a messenger RNA of Protopolystoma xenopodis, 228 nucleotides long. Lineage: Eukaryota; Metazoa; Platyhelminthes; Monogenea; Polystomatidea; Polystomatidae. The record is from the annotation of a GenBank genome assembly.
ACUGACGUUGAGGCAGCAGAACGAGCCGAAGACACACCUUUCUUCUCUGGCCAUCUUCACUCCCGUCCCCUUCUGUCCCAGCACGGCCAGGCUGUAAGCCAGCAGACAGUUGGCUGCAACGACCUCCCUAAGGUGUGUAGUUUUGCCCCAUUCUUCAGUUGCGUUGGCGACCAAACCGUCGUGAGGUGUGGACGCUUUGUUUGCAGUGUCACUUCAACAAGCGCCUAA